AUGGCGACGCGAAUGCCCCUCAUGCCUCCGGAGAAUGAGACGGAAGCCCAUUUCAGCCGGAUUACCCGUGAGGGUAAGAGGAUAUCGUACAAGCUCAGUGUCAUGCAGCAACCUGAGCGUGCCAGAGCCUGCGGUGCAGGUGCCAAAUCGUCUGCCGACCGUCGACCGGUUGAUCCUCCGCCCGUGGUUGAACUGCGCAUCUUCGAAUCCGACCCCAAUGACGACCUGCACAAGACCGACAUCACCUUUGCCUACAACGCCAGUUUCUUCUUGUACGCGACAUUGCAAACGGCGCGCCCCAUUGCGCAUGGGCGAGUCGCUGGUGCUCCGACUACCCCCGUGUUGACCGGUGUGCCCGUCGCGGGAAUCGCCUAUUUGGACCGUCCGUCUCAGGCUGGCUACUUCAUCUUUCCCGAUCUGUCGGUCCGUCAUGAGGGUCGAUACCGCUUGACCUUCCACCUGUACGAAGAAACCAAGGACCUCAAGGAUGCCGACAGAGAUCCCCCGAUACCGGACACCACCGUUCAACCGCUUAAACCGGGCGCUAGCACUAAUGACGCUUUCAACUUCCGUCUUUUGGUCAACUCUGUCCCCUUUACCGUGUACAGCGCCAAGAAGUUCCCGGGUCUGGCCACCAGUACCUCCCUGAGUCGAAUUAUCGCUGAACAAGGCUGCCGUGUUCGCAUUCGCCGUGAUGUCCGCAUGAGACGCCGCACCGACAAGCGCAACGACGACUACGAUGAAUACUCUGCGGCUCCCCGGCAAGCAGACAACAGGUACUCCACGCCAGAUGCCUAUACCGCUGCUGCCGCUGCUGCUGCGGCAGCAGCCACCCCCAUCGAACGCCCACGAUCUGCCAGCACCAGCACGAUCGAACCCGCUUUGCCAUACGCUCCUGAUGCGCAGCGUCGACCUUCUGGAUCCGACUACGGAUACCCUUGUGCGCAGCCCUAUCAAAGAGCCAUUCCUGUCGCGCCGCAGGCAUCACCGUAUCCUUCGCACCUUUCUUUCGGCUCUGGUCAGCCUCAGUACCAUGCUCCCCCGCUUCCACCCACUCCCCAAGCGACCGCACCGGUAAUCCCAUACUCGCCUCAUCUGUCAUACUCCCAUACUAGAAAUCCAUCCACCGAAUACGAACCCACUGGGUACCCAUACCCUCAACCGCGACCACCCACCGAGCGGACUUCCAGCUACCCCGGACCUCUACCGCCUCUCCGUCCUCUUGAGCCACCAAAGGGCUUCACACAACCAGCGGGUGAACCCCGUUCCUCGGAUCCCAACGCUUAUCACCAAUCUCAAGCCCUGCCUCCAGCGCCACGAUCUCAUACACCCUCAACAGGUAUUGCACCUUCCCUUCCGCCUCUCUCGGCCCUGUCUAGCGGCAGUGAAUACGCCCACCACAUGCCCAGCAGUAUGGUUCUGAACCCGAGCCACGAGAUGACUCCGGGCAAACGGUUGUACGAUGCCCCCGGACCGAAGUUGAGCAAACGGUCGCAUGAUGACUCAUUUGGGCCCGAUGACCGCCCGAUGCAAAACGGCAUGCGACCAGAUACAGAAUUGUAUCCGAGCAUGCAACGGAAGCUUUCUGAGGCCAGUCGCGCCUACUUUGGUGAUACCCGCGAUGAGAUGGCAUACAAGCGAGCCAACGGCCGCAUGGCCAUGAAGAUUCCGCCGACUUUUUCUAGUUAA
Aspergillus chevalieri is the source of this 1689-nucleotide messenger RNA. It is a transcript of the gene veA, whose product is annotated as sexual development activator VeA. NCBI's taxonomy places the organism in Eukaryota, Fungi, Ascomycota, Eurotiomycetes, Eurotiales, Aspergillaceae. Bases 1 to 1689 code for a protein of 562 amino acids. The transcript is spliced from 2 exons. The record is from RefSeq and is a predicted model, not a curated record.